Dreissena polymorpha is the source of this 4001-nucleotide messenger RNA. RefSeq lists its product as uncharacterized. Gene Ontology annotation, cellular component: acetylcholine-gated channel complex. The transcript has 6 exons. NCBI's taxonomy places the organism in Eukaryota, Metazoa, Mollusca, Bivalvia, Myida, Dreissenidae. The coding region runs from base 122 to 835 and encodes 237 amino acids. The record is from RefSeq and is a predicted model, not a curated record.
UGGUCUCUUGUCUCUUUCCGUUAGUUAUUUUCUUUGGGUUACACUCGACAUCAACACAGAGGGCGCUUGGUGAAACUUAAGAAAGUUUCAGAAGCUGAGUUGACAGAAUAAAGCCUACAGAAUGAAGUUGCUAAUCCUGCUGAUAGCCCUUGGAUGUGCUGAGUGUACUCUGAUAGAGUGGACUGCUGCUGACUACUUCAACCCAUGGACCGACCCUGCCUCCUGUGGUAGACGCCCUGGGAGACCGUCCUAUGUAUGUGACCCUAAUGGAGUCAUCAGUGUAGAAGCAGCUGAUUUCCUGGACCACAUCCUUCUGAACUUCCAGAACGCAACCCAGUGUCCAUGUUCCACUAAGAAUUGUGAGGAUCGCGACCACAGCAAGGGCUACCUCAUGGCCAUUGCUCUCGUUCGCAAGCUAAAGAGACCUGCAAAUGUGCCUGACACGGGUGACGCGACCAUGCAGUUAGCUCAACGCUUCACGUACGACCUUCUAAGAAAACACUGGGCCUGGGGUACCUGUGAUGAACUCACUGUGAUCUUCUACUCCAAGGAAGACCAUAUUUUGAUGACGGCCACUGGUAGGACUGCCAACAGGAAGCUUACUGACCAUGUGACCACCUACAUCCAGAGAGAGCUGGCCAGAUUCUUCCAGCCCGGGGGUAACGUGGGGCAGGGCCUUCACUAUCUCACCAUCAACUACAGGCACGUUUUGGACAACUACGACUACGCGCCAGUCCUUUAUGCAGAUGCCAAAGUUGACAGUGCUGCUACCAUGGUGACCAUUUCCAUGACCACCAGCAUCCUCACCUCCCUCCUCCUACGAUACUUCUGCUAGAUAACUGGGGCCAAUCCGAUUUCUCCAAUCUUAAGUCUGUUUUAAAAAUAAUUAUCUUAUGUUCAUUUAUUUCUUUGAUAUUAAUACAAUGUUGAAAUUGAUGGUGUUGAGCAAAAUAGUAUUUAUGAAGGAUGAAAAUUUUGAAAAAAAAAUUAGAGUGUCAUAUUGAUAUAAUUUUUAUUGAAAGGUUGUCAUAUAUUAAAAUGUUUUUUUUUUAAAUCAUCUUUGGAUAUGAAGAUUGGCUUAAACUGAUCGUAUAAAACUGACUUGAGAAGAUACGAGUAAUGGAUGCCAAGACUAUGAAGGUUAUUAAGUUCAUUUACGUUUUUUAGAGGGAAGGGAUGUAUUGAAUGAUUUCAUCAAUAAUUUUUGGAUUUACUGGUAUAAAAAAAAAUAUUGGAGGUUUUAUUAAGUUUUGAAAUAGGUGGAUGAUUAACAAACUAGGAUGGUAUUUCAUGUUUUUUUGCCUCAAAAAGAAGGAGAGUGUUGUUUGACAGUUUGAUCAAAUAUCAGAUUAAUUAACCAGAUUUUAAUAAGAGCAAUGCUUAAUAUUAAACAUUCAAUCAAAAUAAAGGCUUUUAAUAUUUUUUAACAAAGUCUCCAUUUGUCAAUGUUUAAGGGUUGGUUUAGACAUGUAAAUGAAAUUGAAAAUGUUCAUAGUUGUUGAACAAGUUUUGAUGGGGUUCUUGAGAUUAUUAGUGAUAUAGAAAUAACAUUGAAUAUUUGUAUUGAUAUUUUACAUUUGUAGCUUAUAGUGAUUUAGAAAUUACAUUCAAAAUUUGUAUUGAGACAUAACAUUUGUUGGUUAUGUCAGCAACUUUGUAUGCAGAUUUUUUUUCUGACACAUUUAAAAAAAUAACACAAUUUAUUUCUUGACAGUGAUAAUUUACAUAAAUACAUAUUAACUUAUUUUCUUUUUUACAUAAAUAUAAAUAUAUGUUCCGAUUCAAUGUAUAAAAGAAUAUUUGAAUGUUAAGUUCACAUUAAUUUAAUACCAGUGCAAUGGUAUAGAUUGGAUAUCUACAGACUUUAUUGGUUGUAGAAUUAUAUAUUUAUGACAAAAUGGAACUUUUUUUAUAUAAAGGUAGUCUUUUUACUGACAUUUUCAAAGAUUAUACCUAGCCAGGUGGUCAGCAAUAAAAAGAGAAAUUCAGACUCCUAAAACCAGUAUUAUAAACAGUUUUUAGAAUCCAAUUUGUAUAUUUAUAAGUAUGCUUUAUAAAUGUAUCAUAGAUGUCAGUUUUUAUGAUGUUAGUUUUGAUAGCUUCAAGAAAAGUUUAUGCAGACACAAAUUAUUAGUGGAUAAGAAACAUUUGAAAAGGACUAUAUUUCUGUGCCAUGUUGUUCUUUAUAUGCUGCAGAUACACAAAAUGUAUGUAUUAAAAUGAAAAGCUUUAAAAUGUAGGUUUCAAUUAUAUGUUUGUUGUUGGACUUGGGUAAUUUUAUUUAAAGUUUUAGAAGAGAUGAUAUUAUUGAAAAGCCUUCUAGUGUGUCAUGGUUUUGUAAAUGUUAGUUGUAUGGCGUUAUAAAGACACUAUAUAGUAAAUAUGAAAUCAGAUGUAUGCAUCAAAAUACAGUAUUUUUUAUGUCGCCCACCACUUUAGUGGGGGACAUAUUGUUUUUGCCCUGUCUGUUGGUCUGUUUGUUUGCCCCAACUUUAACAUAAUGUCCCCCACCACUAUAGUGGGGGACAUAUUGUUUUUGCCCUGUCUGUUGGUCUGUUUGUUUGCCGCAACUUUAACAUUUUGCCAUAACUUUUGCAAUAUUGAAGAUAGCAACUUCAUAUUUAGCAUGCAUGUGUAUCUCAUGGAGCUGCACAUUUUGAGUGGUGAAAGGUCAAGGUCAUUCUUCAAGGUCAAAGGUAAAAAAUCAGAAAAAAAAUCAAAGCAGCGCAGAAGGGGACAUAGUGUUACUGACAAGCACAUUUCUUGUUAAUGUUUAUUAUUGAUGUCUGAUGAUACUCAUGUAUUUUCAAAAGUGGUGCUGUCGUUAGUUAUUUAAUUUCUAUACACUUGUUUUUGUGCAUAGUUGAAGUUAUAUUUUAUAUUUGUUUCUGGUGAUUUGGCAAAUUUAAUGAAAUUUUCAUUUAAAUACAACAAAAGCAUGUGUUUAUGUUUCAAAUAUAUAUAUUUGUGUGCAAUGUAAUCUCAUUUAUUUCCAGUCUUAGUUAUUAAAUUGCCUUAUGCCAUUUCUUAUUUCACAAAGUUAUUUUAAAUAUCAAAAAAUAUGUAAUGGUGUUGUUUUACUGACUUCAUAGUUUAAAGGAUUGUUUAUAAAUGUUGUUAUGCUGAUAGUUUGUUCUAUUGAAAAAUAUAAUAAGGAUUGUUAUGACUUUUAAAUUCCAACUUUUAAUCCAAAGAUAACAGUUGUGCAGAGUCUGUUUAAGAUGCAUGUGUGUAAAUAAAAAUGUAUACAUUUUCAUUAAUGUGCGCAAAUGUUAGUGCAUUUUAACGUUUUGGGAUGACAGGGUUGUUAUUUAUAAUUCAUUAAGCAUUCACUUAAUAGAGGUCUAUAUUGUAUUGUAUUAAUUGAACAUUUCGUUAUAUUUAAACUUAAACAGGUUGCAGAUCAAAUGGUUUUAUAAGAACUUAUCUAACUGUAUGUAUUCAAAUGAACAUGAUGCAAGUAUUUAGUUUUUUAGACAAUACACGUGGUCUGUUUUUCUGACCGAAUCUAAGACUCUGAAGCAAUUGUAUUUAUAGCUUAGUUAUGUUUGUAUUUGAAUCUCAUAUCAUAUGCCUGCUUCAUGGCAUAUUUAUUACUGAUUGAAAAAGAAUAACAAAUCCUAUCACAUUUCAUUUUACUUCUCAAAUAUCUAUUUAAAAAAGCAGAACAACUUCAACUUCAAAACGUGUGAAAUAUUAAUUCACCGAAAUAAAAUGAAAAGAAAUAAGUUAUACUUGCAACCAUUUGUAAAUGUUUACGAUUUAAAGCGAGGAAAUUAUACAUUUAUAUGUUGCGUUAUUCUGUUCUUUAUUAAAAUAAAACUGUUGAAAUAAUCUUUAACAACGUUUUCUUGAAAAAGUAUUUGGGAUGUUUAGCUUGCAUGUGUUUUGAUGUGUUUUAUCGAGUUUUUUUAGAUGCUUUUUGCUUUUUAGCCUUAAUUUAUGCCUUCAACAUGUUAUAUGCAUGCUAUUGAUUAUGCAAUAAAUAUUUAUAUCUUUGA